AUGGCUAAUAAUAUAAGAGAUUCUGGGAGGGCAAGAGGAAGGCCAUUUAAACCAAGAGAGCCCUACACACAGCGUUUGCGUAAAAUUCUUGAAGAAUAUCCUGAUGGUUCACAAAUCCUUCGUGAGAUCCUUCAAAAUUCUGACGAUGCAAAGAGCUCCCAUCAAAUUUUUAUUUUGGAUCAUAAUACCUAUUCGUCAAAUAAAUUAUUCGAACCGGAAUUGAACGGUUAUAGCAGAACAAAUUUGAAACUUGACAGAUAUCAAGGUCCCGCAUUAUUGGCAUUAAAUAAUACUAUUUUUGAGGAAAGGGAUUUUCAAUCAUUGUUGAAAUUGGCUGAUAGUGAAAAACGAGAUCAAUUCGAUAAAAUCGGAGUAAUGGGAGUCGGUUUCAAUUCAAUUUAUCAUAUUACCGAUUCCCCUUCCUUCAUUACCGGUGAUAAAUACGUUAUUCUUGAUCCGCAUGAAUGGUACUUUAGUGGUGGCGUUCAAUUCGACUUUGUCGAUGAUAAUUUGGCUCAAAUGUAUCCCGAUCAGUUUGCUCCUUUUGUAAUACCUUCAGUUAAUAUCUCGUAUAACAGAACAUAUGAGGGAACCAUAUUUCGAUAUCCUCUCCGUACAAAACAAGAUUCUAUUGAUUCGGAUAUCUCUAAAAAAGUUUAUAGCCCUCAAGAAAUCUUAGAUACCUUUUAUAAUUUUUACAAAAACGAAAGUACUAAUAGUAUAUUAUUUUUAAAAUAUAUUGAGAAAAUUACUUUUUUUGAAUUAAAACAAGGCGCUGCUGAACCAAACUUUCUAUUUACAAUUGAACUGACCAAUGCUAAUGAAGUACGAGAGCAACGUCGUCUGAUAGCGGAGAAUAUUGUACCAAUGAUGAAUUCAUUAACAUCAAAAGAACAAAGCAAAAAAGAAUUAGUGACAUCUUAUGUCGCAUCAUUCGGUCGUCAAAGAGGGAAUUCCGACAUUCCCGACGAGAACUGUUCAUGGCUGAUUUUGAAUUAUCUUGAUGACUUGCAAGAAACCGAAAAACAUUUUAAAAACAAGUUCGAAAAAAACAUAGCGGACUAUAAGUUUGUCCCAAACGUCGGCUUGGCCGUUAAUUUGAAUGAUUUGAAUGCUGUGGGAAGAUUAUUUUGCUUCUUACCCCUUCCAAUUUCCAUGCCUUUUUCAAUUUCUGUGAAUGGAUAUUUCGCGGUUAGUACCAACCGACGUUCUUUAUGGACUGUUGCAGAUAACGAAGAUCUGGCGGCUGAUGCCAUAGCACGUCUAAAAGUUUCGUGGAAUCAAUAUUUAUUCGAAAAUGUCCUACCCAAAGCUUGGGUAAGAUUUCUUCGCGAGCUACCGUUUAAAGUUCCUAAAAUUCAAUCCGGUGAUAUGUAUAAAUUUUGGCCAAUAUGUACGCAUGAUACGGGUAGCAUGAGUAAUUUUUGCAAGGAUUUAUUAAAAAACGUUAUAGAAAAUCUUGAUGUUAAGGAUAAAGUAUUCGAAGGACCUUCUUUAACAAACUCAUCCGUAUUCGAAGGAUCCGAAUUUUAUUGGUUAUCACUUUCAAACGGCUUUUUUGAUGGGUCGUCUAACGAUGUGUCUAAAAUAAUUCAAAAGAUUGGGUUUCCCGUAAUAUCAACUCCCCUUACUCAUCAUAGCAUAAUCGAAUUCAUAAAAACAUCCAAACUUGAGCAUUCCCUUACAUUGCUUUCACCUUAUAAUGUUCGGGAUUAUUUAAAAAAAAAUAUUGAUCGAUGGCAAGAUAAAAUGUCAAGGUCGGACGUUUUACAAGUAUUUAAGUACGUAUUCACGGACAAAAAUUUUGACAAAUUGGAAGGAUUUAAAAUUAUCCCACUCGCAAAUGAGACGCUGGGUACUUUGACAAAAUACAGCGAUUCCUAUAUAUAUAUUGGUCCAAACGAUAACAGCACUGUAAAUAAAAAUGACGAAUUUUAUGUUUUCAAGGAUCAUUUGAACAGAUUCAUAGAUAAGAACAUUGAUCCAGGAUUAUAUAAAAGCUUUUACAGCAUGACAGCUUCCACAUGGAAUCUGAACAUUAAAGUUUUAGAUGCAUUGGAUGUCAUCGAGAUGAUCAAAUUCACGCUGAAAUCCGAAAAUGUAGAUUCCGAAGAGAUGCAAAUUUCAAAGCAUUAUGCAUGGAUUCAUAAAUUAUGGGAAAACCUAAAUUACAGGCGAUGGGAUUUGAAAGAGUUUGAAAACGUUCAUUUAAUCCCAACGAGUCGUAAUACUCUUAGAAAGCUAAAAACUCCGAAAAAAGUCUUUUUAAAUCAUUCGACUACAUAUCUGAAAACGAUAUUCGAAAAAUUUGGUGCGGUUUUCGUGGAAAGUAGAUUUGAAAAGACUGCCGAAUUUCCCGAAUUAUCUCCAUACAUUAUUAAGCCUGAUAAUAUGAUAUUAGUAUUAAAAUCUUUCCAAGCCGAUACAUCAUAUCCAAAUAACUUGAAUCACAAACUACAGGUUCAUGAAGCAACGGCGCUCCUUGAUCAUUUAUCUAAUUAUUUCCGAGUUAAUUAUAAGAAUAGACACUUGUCAAAAUUUGAAGAAGUUAAUGAAGUUAUUGAAGUUAUUAAACACCUACCGAUUUUUACCGAAGUUGAUAAUACUUCCAAAAUUUCAUUAUUACCUGAUUUAUCCGAAAAUGAGACAAAGUGGUUCCUUCUUCCUCUGUAUGAAGAAAACUCAUAUGGUAGAAUUAUCUGUCCGAGUGAUAAGGGAAGGUUUCUUAAUUCAAGUUCACAAAAUUUACGUUAUAUACUGGAAGAUAUGAUCAAGAUUCCUCGAUUGGAUUCAGAUGACUAUUGGCUAAAUUAUGUAAUACCAUUUCUCGAAUCACAGCGACCAGCGGUCAGAGAUGUUGUAAUUGACAAACUUUUUGAACAUGAUAAUUUGAAAUCUUCACUUAUGAAUAUUUCUUUCGUACCCAUUGGCACAUUUGGAAUGUCGAAGAAUCUUCAAUUGCCUAUCAACGUAAGGUUAGUUAAACCGUCAGAUCUAUUUGAUCCCGAAGAGAAGGCAUUAGUUGAUCUGUUUUUUGAAGAUGAACAAUUCUUUCCCACCGGAAAUUAUGGGAUUUCCAAAGAAUUGCCUUCAAAGAAGUUUCUCUUAAAUCUGAGAUUAUUAGGAAUGAAAUCAAUCCUUUCUUCGAAUGAUGUAGUUUCGCGUAUUCAAACUAUCGUAGCGCGAAAGCAAGGUUCUAAGUUUCAUGUAAAUUCAAUUCGUAUCCACGCACUUAAACUUUUCAAGUAUUUAGAUGACAAUUGGAGCAAAUUAACCGAAAAUGAUGAUCAAGAGUUCUUGAAUGCCAUUUUAGAAAACGAAUGGAUCCCAACCAUCGACAAAUCUGGGAACGAGAUCUUCUCGAAGCCUCAAGAUUGUUAUUGUCAAAAAGUUAAAUAUUUG
Molecule: messenger RNA, 3402 nt
Organism: Funneliformis caledonium
Lineage: Eukaryota; Fungi; Glomeromycota; Glomeromycetes; Glomerales; Glomeraceae
Source: the annotation of a GenBank genome assembly